This is a messenger RNA of Westerdykella ornata, 2482 nucleotides long. RefSeq names its product urea active transporter. Lineage: Eukaryota; Fungi; Ascomycota; Dothideomycetes; Pleosporales; Sporormiaceae. Gene Ontology annotation, biological process: putrescine transport; spermidine transport; urea transmembrane transport. The record is from RefSeq and is a predicted model, not a curated record. Gene Ontology annotation, cellular component: plasma membrane. The transcript has 5 exons. Gene Ontology annotation, molecular function: spermidine transmembrane transporter activity; putrescine transmembrane transporter activity; urea transmembrane transporter activity. The coding region runs from base 287 to 2323 and encodes 678 amino acids.
CAGGACUUAUCAGCAUGGCCACACGCGAGCUGGACGUUGAUGUGGUGGGUCUGGAGCAGUGCGUCCGCGGUCCUCUCCGCUCAACCCUGUUGCGUAUCAAAUGAUACCAGGGAUAGGUGCCCGGUUGCGGUAGACGGAUGAUGGCUCUGGGGAUAGGGACCUGCAGGAAGCUUCUAUAUCUACUCGCAAUCCCCGUGGGAUCUCGGAACUUACAAGUAUCGAGGCUCCGGUGGCAGCUCUACCUUCCUCAGUUUCCCAAGUCGGUUGCUUCACUUGGCUGGACAAGAUGGUCGCAACUCCUCUGGGACAAGAUGUUGGCUAUGGCAUUGUUGUUGGAUUGGGCUUCCUGUUUGCCCUGGGUAUGAUUCUCACAACAUUCGUACUCAAACGUUACAACUAUGAACUCCAAACCUCCGAAAUGUUCAGCACCGCCGGCCGCACUGUCAAAUCCGGGCUCGUGGCAUCCGCCGUCGUUUCUUCUUGGACGUGGGCGGCCACUCUGCUCCAAUCGAGCGCGGUCGCAUACUCGUAUGGUGUAUCCGGUCCUUUCUGGUACGCCUCUGGUGCCACAGUUCAGAUCAUUCUAUUUGCCACUAUCGCAAUCGAAUUGAAGCGUCGCGCUCCAAAUGCCCACACUUUCUUGGAGGUCAUCAAAGCUCGCUAUGGGGCUGUCACCCAUAUUGUCUUCAUGAUCUUUGGUCUUUUCACGAAUAUUCUCGUCACUUCAAUGCUGCUCACGGGCGGCUCUGCCGUCGUUACUAGCUUGACAGGUGUGCAUACAGCUGCCGCCUGUUUCCUUCUGCCUAUAGGCGUUGUUUUAUAUACGAUGUUUGGCGGAAUCAAGGCUACUUUCUUGACCGAUUAUGCCCAUACCGUCGUCAUACUCGUCAUUCUCCUCAUGUUUGCUUUUACGGCCUAUGCCACGAAUGACAACCUUGGUAGCCCCUCCAAAGUGUGGGAUCUACUCCAAGAAGCAUCGAAACGGCACCCGGUUGAGGGCAAUGCUGGAGGAUCCUACCUUACCAUGAGAAGCAAAGAGGGAGCCAUCUUCUUCGUCAUCAACAUCGUUGGCAACUUUGGCACUGUCUUCUGCGACAAUGGGUAUUACAACAAAGCGAUUGCUGCAUCGCCCGUCGACGCACUCCCGGGAUACAUCAUGGGCGGGCUCUCCUGGUUCGCUAUCCCUUGGCUGGCUGCCACCACGAUGGGUCUGGCAUGCCUCGCCCUGGAGAAUAACCCAGUCUUUCCCACGUAUCCUAAUCGUAUGAACCCAUCCGAUGUAUCGGCUGGUCUUGUUCUUCCUACUGCAGCCGUUGCCAUGCUUGGCAAAGGAGGAGCAGUGGCGACUCUUUUGCUGGUCUUUAUGGCAGUAACAUCUGCCAUGUCCGCGGAAUUGAUUGCAGUAUCUUCGAUUUUCACAUACGACUUCUACCAGACGUAUAUCAAUCCAAAAGCCACCGGAAAACAGCUGAUUGGAAUGUCGCAUGUCAUGGUCGUCGCCUUUGCCGUUGCCAUGGCUGCGUGGUCUACGGGGCUAUACUACAUCGGCAUUUCCAUGGGCUAUCUCUACCUCCUAAUGGGCGUCAUCAUCUCAUCCGCCGUACUCCCCGCCACCCUCACCCUCAUGUGGAGCAAGCAGAACUGGUACGCCGCGACCUUUACUCCACCUCUCGGAUUCGCCUGCUCCCUUAUCGCAUGGCUCGUCACAGCGAAGAAGCAGGGAGGAGAACUGACGGUCGCAACCACCGGCGCCAACAAUCCCAUGCUGGCAGGCAACGUCGUCGCUCUUCUUUCACCCUUGAUCUUCGUCCCUCUCCUGACCUACGCUUUCGGUCCGCAAAACUACGACUGGGUCUCCAUGAAACAGAUCCGGAAGGGCGACGACCACGACCUCGCCGCCGCUGCCCAUGUCGACCUCGAGCUCGUUCCAGGAGAGCGAACGCACAGCAUCACCGAAGAGCAAGCCGAGCAAGACAAGCUUUAUAAGGCAUCUCGCAUCGCGCGCUGGAUGACCGUGUUCAUGACACUCGCCUUCCUCGUCCUGUGGCCAAUGCCUAUGUAUGGCUCCGGCUACAUCUUCAGCAAGAAGUUCUUCACCGGGUGGGUCGUUGUUGGCAUGCUAUGGAUGUUCUGCUCUGCAUUUUGCGUGGGGUUGUAUCCGCUUUGGGAGGGGCGGCACACAAGUGUCAAGAUUUUCAAGAGUAUUUAUCUGGAUAUUACGGGCCGGAGGAAGCCGUCAAGGGCGCCGGUGAUUACUGAUGGGAAGGACGGCUCGGUUACGCUGACGGAGGGUGUCAGCGAGAAGGUAAUGGAGAAACAGUAGGGCUUGCUCGCGGUUAUUAUGCUUAUGUUUGUUACUGGUUGGAGGAAUUUGCUCUUUGACACCCGCGUUGAGCUUAUGAUACCUCUUGCUUUUCGUCCUCGAUAUAUGGACGUAUGGCGCUAUCUCUAAGUGUUAAUCAGAACCCUUGUUCCAUUUCCG